AUGUCAGCGCCGGCUCCCAACCCGCAGCAAGACAAGAUCUUCACCUUCACGAUCACGGGAGAUAAUGGUAAUGUGCAAACAUUCACGCGGACAGCUGACACUGCCGACUUCGGUAGUUUAACGAAUAACGCUGCCUCCUUCGAGUCUGAUUUCACCCGAACAACGGCAGGAACGGCGGAAACCACAACUAGUGGAGCAAGCGUCGCCUCUGUAACACAAAGCGAGUCGAUUCCGACCAUACCUUCGACACUGUUAACAUCAACAACACCAACACAGGACUCUGCGUCCGCUGCACCCGAGGCUUCUGGUGUCAGUAGCGGAUCUAACGGCGAGAAUCCAUCAGUCUCAGACAAGGCCUGUAACAGUAUAUCAUGCAAUGCUGGACUACAAGCAGCCAUUGCUGUCCCAGUGGUAGUGAUCUCACUGCUCAUACUACUUCUGGCCUUCUGCUGUAUACGAAGGCGGAAGCGGAGGCAGGCAGGGAGGGAAGACGUCGCUGUAGCCUCGAUGUCAGAGAAGAGGAAGAAACUACCGAAGAAGUGGUCACGACAUCUGCGGAUAUUCUCAUUCGAUGCUGAACUACUGAUGGGAGGACGGUUCUCAAGCAGCAAUAGUCUGCGAAGCAGAGAAACAGGCAGCCAACGGAGCGGGCAACGGGCACACACUGCCAGCCCAAGCAUUCACAGCGUCGAUGAAGAAGUGGCACCCCCAUACCGAGAUGCCAUAUCCCACACGCAGCCGCCUUCUACUGUCCCAAUGGCGCUGGGAGCAACGCCGACAACGUCUGAUCCCUUCCCUCGCCCUAACUCUGUGGCCACCGCUUCUACCGCACCACCUGCCUACCCAGCUGCUAGUGGUGCAACUGCAGCAGGUGCUGGCGCAACUGGACUGGCAGCUGUUACAAACCUCUCGCGUGCCAGCUCUCGCGCUUCUACAACGUCACAAACGCCUGUCUCCACACGCUCUUUGAACGAUCCCUUCAGGAAUGACAUAGUCUCACCUGUCUCACCAGACGACACCCGUUCACCAUUCUUAGACCCGCCUAUCUCGCCGAGUCAGUCGAUCAGGCGGCCUCGCGGGGACGACUUCGAUGAUGCGCAGUCUACAAUUUCGAGCGUAGCUGAAGUCGCUAGUUUGAGGGAAGCACAGGUCGGCAGGAAGCUUAGCACGAACCAGGGAAGGCGGGUCUGA
Molecule: messenger RNA, 1191 nt
Organism: Cyphellophora attinorum
Lineage: Eukaryota; Fungi; Ascomycota; Eurotiomycetes; Chaetothyriales; Cyphellophoraceae
Exons: 1
Coding region: 1-1191 (396 amino acids)
Source: RefSeq, a predicted model, not a curated record